AUGAGUGGUUUAGAAAAGAAUCUGUUUCAAUUAAAGUUCACAGCCAAGCAACUCAACAAGCAAUCGAAGCGAUGCCAGAAGGAUGAAGGACUUGAAAAGGCCAAAUUGAAAAAGGCUAUUCAAGACGGCAAUAUGGAGGGAGCUCGUAUAUACGCGUCCAAUGCUAUCCGAAAAAAGAACGAGGCUUUGAAUCUUUUAAGGCUCUCAUCAAGAAUCGAUGCCGUGGCAAGUCGAGUACAAACGGCUGUCACCAUGCGUAAGGUGACUGGAUCGAUGGCAAACGUAGUCAAGGGGAUGGAUAAGGCAAUGGAAUCGAUGAACCUUGAAAAGAUAUCCAUGGUGAUGGACAAGUUUGAAUCACAAUUUGAGGAUCUGGACGUGCAAACAGAAUACAUGGAAGGAGCAAUGGCUGGCACAACGACGAUGACAACACCCCAAGGUGAAGUGGAGACGCUUAUGCAACAAGUGGCUGAUGAGCACGGCCUUGAACUCAAUCAACAACUCGGUCGAUUGGAACCAAGCAACACACUUGCUGAGCCCAAACAAAAGGAACGUGAUGAAGAUGCAUUGUUGACUGAACGACUCAAGGCAUUGCGUGGAUAA
Lichtheimia ornata is the source of this 603-nucleotide messenger RNA. RefSeq lists its product as uncharacterized. The record is from RefSeq and is a predicted model, not a curated record. The transcript has 6 exons. Gene Ontology annotation, cellular component: multivesicular body; ESCRT III complex. Bases 1 to 603 code for a protein of 200 amino acids. Lineage: Eukaryota; Fungi; Mucoromycota; Mucoromycetes; Mucorales; Lichtheimiaceae. Gene Ontology annotation, biological process: endosome transport via multivesicular body sorting pathway; late endosome to vacuole transport; protein transport.